Molecule: messenger RNA, 1074 nt
Organism: Seminavis robusta
Lineage: Eukaryota; Bacillariophyta; Bacillariophyceae; Naviculales; Naviculaceae
Source: the annotation of a GenBank genome assembly
AUGGAAUGUGGAUGGGAAGAGUGCUUGGCCGCACAAACGAAAUGUCGUACUUGUCGACAAGAACCACUUGGAGAUCCUCCUCCACCCGUAGACAACGAUUGGAUUCCCGAUGUGACCAUGCUGCAUCGCAUGUUCUUGCAGGGCAAAGACUCCAACGACAAACCAUGGCCACCACGUGUGGGAGGCGAUAUCUGCAAAGACUUUUGGAAUGGCCGUGAUAUCAACAAACAACUCUUCCAGCAGGUUCCGGUUUCCAUAGUAGCGCCACCACCUGCUGCUAAGGCUCCAAAAGGACCCAAAAUUUUCUGUGGCAUUUACACCAUGGCAAAAGCUCAUUCCUUGACGAUUCGAGCCAUGCGCGAAACCUGGGCGCCUCGGUGCGAUGGAUUCUUGGCAUUUUCUACUCAAUCCGAUCCCCGCAUUCCGGCUAUAUCCAUCACACACGAAGGCCCGGAAGAAUACAACAACAUGUGGCAAAAAAGUCGCGCCAUUUGGAAAUUCAUUGGCGAUCACUACCUGCAAGAGCAAGAGUAUGAUUACUUUUUUCUAGGCGGUGAAGAUUUGUUUGUCAUUGUCGACAAUUUGCGGGCGUAUUUGGGAACACUGGCGUCAGGCCCGGAAGAAGACCAUUUUGUGGGACGACGGUUCAAAGGCCAUGGUCCUGACAAUUAUUUCAACAGUGGUGGCGCCGGGUAUGCCCUGUCGCGUGGGACAUUGCGAAAAUACAUUGAACGCGGCUACGAUCAUCCCGAUUGUGCGGCGCAUCGACAUACGAGUAUGGAAGAUGUCAUGAUGGCACAAUGUUUGCGAAAAGUAUUUGGGAUUGGAUUGACCGAUACUCGUGAUGAUAAAGGAAGAGAACGAUUUCAUCCCUUUGCACCGGGAUCUCACUUGACCCGCAAAAAGGACGAACAUGAUUGGUACAAUGACUACAACAAGGAAUGGGGGAUUGGAUAUGGUACGGACUGUUGUGCUCCCGAUAGCGUGUCGUUUCACUAUAUCAAAAAAGCCACCAUGGUGAGACAUCUACACGCCCUUUUAUAUGAAUGUGGUGACGGUACAAGCAAGCAAUGA